AUUCAUCUGUUGUUUCUCCCACUCUUAUUCCAUCUGCCUUGAGAACGCCACCUGUCCGUCAAUGGCACGCCACACCUCACGUGUAUGUGGCGCAGCAGCCCCUCCCCUGUUGCCAAGAAAGGCAAGGCGCUUAUAUUGUCGCUUGAGGGCUCUACCCCGACCUUUUGUUCUUGAUCUUCUCUGGAUUUCUUUUCUCUCAUUCCUGAUGACUCUACUACCUCUACCUGGAGCUUGAGCGAUUCUUUAUUGUGAUAUAUAAGAGUUUUCCAAGCCAGAGUCGACUUUGUUUUUUUUGCUAUUCUUCCCGCCCCAUCGACGUCAUAGCGCUAUCCCAACGAUAAGGCUUGCAUAUCAGAACCAACGAGGGUUGCACCAGGAUGGCAUCUCAUCAUGAUCCCCGUUUGCUCUACAGCAUCAAGAAUAUCCGGGCGUUCCAUAUUCAGAAUGGAAAGGAAUCGGCUCUCACUCCAUCUGGUCCUCAGACCCUGUCUCUCCUGAUGGUCCCCACGACAACGACGUUCCCUGAGCAGCCCAACACGGCAGUCCCCUCAGAACCCCCAGAGGAGGAAGACUUCUACCUCCAUCUACAUCUUCCGCCAGAACUUGACAUGGCUCUCCCUGCCACGGCGCAGAUCUACCACCAGCCGCCGAACAGCUAUCUGAUUCCCCGCUGGGAUAUGGGACCCGACGCAGGAGCCUUUAUUCGAAUCGAGUUCCCUGGCAUUGGGUCUGGACCCCAAAAGGUGACUCAGGAGGAUGUAGACACCUUUGAGACCAUUCUCGCGCAAUGCACCGCGUUCUUGGAACGAGAGACCGCACCAUCGGACUGCGCGCUUUAUAACCCGGCCGAUUACGCCCCUGGGGAAGGCUAUAUCUCUUCCUAUGAUAAGACUCCGGCAGAGUCUCACGGCAAAAUCGUUUUGGUGGAUGAGGAGGAUGGUAGUGUGGUUGGUGAACUGACAGACGGCUACGAAAUUGUAGAGAAACCCGACGUCAAGCCUGGGUCGAAAACUCCCGUUGAGGUCGAACUACCGAGAGAAGGCGAAGGGAACCAGAUCAGUGUGGAGAAUGCAUCUCCCGAGUACCUUCGCAUGGCCCGGCAUCCGGCGUACAAAAACUCGACGAUCGUGCAGACGUCUGCGACGGCGUCACGGCUGAUUGUGACGGGGUCUGCGUACCUUGCCAACGCGUUAACCAACGGGGCGGACAGUUUUGUCAAGAAGACCAAUCCAAAUCCCACGCCGCUACGAUUCUCGGAGACUACACAGACGCGGAUCCGCAAAAUCAACACAUUCUCGCAGGAUGCAGCCAGUCUCUCGGCUCGGACGGUAGGCUCGGUAAGCCGGUACGCACAGAGCCUGGGCGCCACUUUAGGCCGGCACAAGGAGAACGACAAACGCCGGGCAGCAACAACAGCAGCUGCUGCAGGAGGAGGCAAGACUGCUGGACCGUCGUCCGGGGCAGACUACAAGCCUGGGAUCCUGAACAAGUCGAUGAUUGCUUUUUCCACACUGGCGGACGGGAUCGAGCACGGCGCGCGCGCCAUGCUGGCCUCAAGCUCGUCCGCGGCCAGCACGAUGGUUUCCCAUCGGUACGGGCCCGACGCGGGCGCCAUCGCCGCCCACCUGACGGGAGGGUUCAAGAACGUGGGCCUGGUGUACAUCGACGCGACCGGGGUGAGCCGCAAGGCGGUGCUGAAAUCCGUCGCUAAAGGGAUGGUGGUCGGUCGUAUGAGGAACGGCGACCAGGUUGUCGUUGGCGGUGGGGACGGUGGGGAUGUGGACAAUCCUCCUCCUCCUCCUCCUUCUUCUUCUUCUUCCCCUUCCCGUUCCCCUUCAUCCAGUAGUGCUUAUGGUACAGUUCAGGGACGUGCUACGCCACCUCCCGGUUAUGGUUCCCCGGCGCCCACAACUCUGGGAGGUACACGAGUGCCGGGGCGAAAACGAUACCUUUAG
Messenger RNA from Penicilliopsis zonata CBS 506.65, 1955 nucleotides. RefSeq lists its product as hypothetical. The transcript has 2 exons. Lineage: Eukaryota; Fungi; Ascomycota; Eurotiomycetes; Eurotiales; Aspergillaceae. Gene Ontology annotation, biological process: cell division. Gene Ontology annotation, cellular component: plasma membrane. The record is from RefSeq and is a predicted model, not a curated record. Bases 378 to 1955 code for a protein of 525 amino acids.